CAAAGGUCAAUGCAAAAUUAUUGUUUAUAGUGCAAAAAACAGGGGAUCCAAGUUAUGUGACAGAAAUGAUAGUUAAUGCCUAUUUCAUCCUCGUACUAAAUUGGUUAUCAAGUUGUACGUGUCGAGGGCCACACCAUCCCCAUGGUCAGCAUGCAGUCAACAAGCAUCAUCACCACAAGCCCAGCUCAUCAGAAUCUCUGACGAGCGACACCAAACUUUUACAUGAUACUAAACAUUUACAAGAAGAUGCACUGGUUUUAACAGCGGAAGCAUUAGCUAAGAUGACUCCUGAGGAAUUAGAAUUUCACUACUUCUCUUCUCACGAUUAUGACAAAAACUCUAAAUUGGAUGGCUUGGAAAUGUUAAAGGCGGUUUAUCACACAAUUGAACAUGCAUUUCCUGAACCGGAUGAGGAUGAUUCAAUUGAAACCGAAACAGGAGACAUGGAAACAUUUAUUGCUAUUGUUGAUCGCACAUUGCUAUCAGAUGAUACUGAUGGGGAUGGAUAUGUAUCAUAUUCAGAGUACAGAGCUGCCCGUAUCAAUAAUACUGAUGAUAGAACGCCAAGGAUUCUCAACUCACCGUAAAACAGGUCCGUUUACUGACUACAAGUUGUACUACGUGCACUGGUAGCGCUGACAGGGCAUUCCCCGCUCGCCCCACGAUGCCGCAUCUCUGAUCCCGUUGGAUAUGUCUUCGUACGGUUUUAACUCGUUGCUGUUACUGGAAACAAUAAAAAUGGAAUGUUUCUUUA
Messenger RNA from Pararge aegeria (speckled wood butterfly), 754 nucleotides. RefSeq names its product multiple coagulation factor deficiency protein 2 homolog. Gene Ontology annotation, molecular function: calcium ion binding. The record is from RefSeq and is a predicted model, not a curated record. The transcript has 6 exons. The coding region runs from base 66 to 587 and encodes 173 amino acids. NCBI's taxonomy places the organism in Eukaryota, Metazoa, Arthropoda, Insecta, Lepidoptera, Nymphalidae.